Molecule: messenger RNA, 4206 nt
Organism: Cinara cedri
Lineage: Eukaryota; Metazoa; Arthropoda; Insecta; Hemiptera; Aphididae
Source: the annotation of a GenBank genome assembly
UACCUGCCCGUAGCAAUGGCUUCAAUACGAAUAUGACGUUUUGCACUACCUCGACAACGUAUCUCGUCUCCGUGUACAAUUUGCUGAACGUACGCAGACAAAUAUUUAUCGGUAGGUGCGAAAAUAGACAGGUGAGUACAUGGGUAAAUACUGUUAUUUAAAAACGCAUGCAAACCAAUAAAAUCGUUAAAUAACCGGCUGCUUAUAGAAUACCUAGAUUCGACUAACGAAUGAUACAAAAAUCAGUCGUACGAUGUGUAUUUGCGGCGGCGAGUAGGGCAACAACGAAUACCUACCUACAUGUUAGCCACGUUCAAGAAAUAAUAAUGUAUUACGUUCAUUGUCCUUCUGAGUUCUCACAAGACUUCCGCUGACGUUAUUCGUUGCUGUACUAAUCUGUACAACAUUUAUAUAACUACAUUAAUUUGUAGUACCUAGGUACUAUUUUUAAUACCUACGUAUGUGUACGUACAGCAAUUGAAUACAUGUAACCAACGUGUGAAUUUAUUUUUAAAUAGAUAUUAUCACGUAUUUUUUUUUAUUUUCAAGAAUAUACAUUGUCACUACCAAGGUUAGGUCUAAACUCGGAAGUCAUAAUAAUUUUGUACCUUUCAUUUGCAAUCAUAUUUACCUCUUAUCACGAACAUUACUGUUUGACUGUCGUCAGUUAGGACGACUUCCUGAUGUUGGAUUAGUCUUUGUGGUUUAUUUUUCACAGUAGCUAAAAAAAAAAGGCUGAUAGGCAGGCACGUAUUCAGGAUCAAUUUUCGGGGGGGGGGGGGGGGGUUAAAAUAUUUUUAAUGAAAUAAAUUAUACAUAGAGUUUGUAGUUAGUCUUUGUUAUAUUAUAAAUAUAUACCUACUAUAAAAAUGUCGGUGUGUUUGAACCCCUAAACCCCCCCCUGGAUACGAGCUUGCUGAUAGGUACUUACUUAAUGGCUGCACAUUGUGCUACUGCUGUACUUCGGUGAGAAGUUGGCAAGGAAGGAUACACAAAGUCAAUAGCACCAAACUAAAAUUAAAUUAGAUGGGGGGAGGGGGCAAAAUUGCCCAACGCCUAGUUGCUCUACGUAUUAUUGCUGUAAAUUCUUGUAUUAUAAGUUCUGUAUUAGGUAAAUUUAAUUUAAUUUUAGAUUCUGAGCGGAGCGAAAAAUGUACCUAUUGGUUUUAUAAUGAUGUUUAUUUAUUAAUUUUUUUUAUACUGUGUACCUACACAAAUUCUACCAAGAAUCUUGCUACGAUGUAUCAAGUGUACCACUUUUCCUGAAAGUAAAUUUUAUCUAGUCGGUAAUUUAGGGAGGUUAAUUUUGAUUUUGCAAGCAGUUUUUAUAAUAAUUGAGAAAAAUCCGAAAAAAUGUAAGAAAAACGGAGAAAUUUACGAAAAUAAUGCUUUUAUUAUUUUCAAUUUUCUUUUUUUGUUAUAAUUCAGUUCAAAAUGUUCGUAAAGACUUGAAAUUUGGACAGAAAACUUAUAUUUGUUUUUUCUAGACGUGGUAAAAUUUAAAAAAUUGUUGAGCCAUUUUUGAGCUAUUUAUAAAUAUUUUAAUUUUGCUACUUUUUUACAUCAUUUUUAUUCAGUAAGUACUCUGUGGAUGAAAUUGUUAGAUCAAACAGAAGUGCUUGAAAAUUUAACAGGAGGAUCAUUUUAUGUUGUACUUAUUGGUCAACAAGAAUAAGUCGAAUUUAAUAGGGUAUUUUUUUUUUAUAAGAAUUUUAAUAUCAAAUUAUGACGAAAAUCGUGAAUAUUACGGUCUUUUAAAACCUGUACCAACCGAACUCCGCUUAGAAUCGUUUGUCGUCAUCAAUGAUUAAUCGUUGCAUUAUACAGAUAUAUAUGUAUCCAUUAGCACUAUUACAUUUUCUAAUUUCAAUGAAUAACCAUAAUACAAUAUGUUAUAUGUUUAUUUGAUAAUUUUUUAAAUCCAUUAUUUCAUUUAUUUUUGAAUAAGUUGAACUAUUACAUUCUACUGUAUUUUUACUGUUUCUACGCGAAAAAUAAUAUGUGCAGUGCUUUUCUUAUCGAAAUGUACAGCAGUUCCGCUUUGAGAGGAAAAUAUUAUUAGUUAUAUAGCCAUGUAAGGACUGUAGGGUUAAUCGUGUUAAUCGUGGGCGAUGCUAGUUGCAUAACCAAGAUUUAAAUUUUACCCUAUAUCUUUAAUCGUGUGGUGUGUAAUUAUAUCAUAAUAUGAUCUAAGAUAAUUUAAAACAGAACAAUAUAUUCGCCUUCAAUAAUACUCUGAUAACUGAUAACGUACCUAAUGUCGUUUCGUGUCCGUGUCCUGUUGGUCCUAAACCACUAUAACAGCAUUCCCAAUCCUAAUUCAGCACCCUUAGUCUUAAAAAAAUUCAUAAACAAUUUGAAAAAAUAGUAAUUUCUUUUUUCGUGUGUAUUUUUUUUACUAUAUAUAUAUCUGUGAGUGAUAAUUACAUAUUAUUUUAUAUAUUUGUAUAUGACAGUGAUAACUAAAGUUGGAUAGUGUGUUGACAAAGGGACAAAAUAAACUAUGUGCUAAAACUAUUUUUUUUUAUAGUUAUGGCAACACUCAUUAUUUUAGGUUAUGUUUUUAUAAACGUAUUUAUUUGAUUUAUCAUUAUCAAAUAUCAGUAUUCAGUAUUACUUUGUGAAUUUGUGUUUUUAUUUUUUGUUCAAUUGUUUAGUGGAAUAAUAAUAAAAAUUAAAAAUUAUUAUAUUAUAUUAUUACUGAUACAUUUUUGUUUUUUUCAAUCAUAUUCUUAACUAAAGAUGAGUUCUAUUGGAACUGGUGUAAGUAUACAAUUUAGCGUCUACUUAGAUAUUAUAUUAUUUGUAACUGGGUAAUUUAAAAAUAUUUUAUUUUAUUUCUUUUGUAACUUUUUAAUCAUAAAUUAAUUGAAUUAAGUGUUGAUAAUGUGUAACCUUAGAUUUUGAUGUCAUUAUAUACAAUGCAUUUAUAAUAUUUUAUGUUCAGUAUGAUUUAUCGGCAUCUCAAUUUUCUCCUGAUGGUCGAGUGUUUCAAGUUGAAUAUGCAUUUAAAGCAGUUGAAAAUAGUGGGUAUGUAUCUAAUUGUUAUCUUAUUGUCAUACACUUUUUUUUUAAAAUCAAAUUAAUGUUUUAGAACCGCUAUAGCUUUACGUGGUUCUGACGGAGUUGUUUUUGCUGUAGAAAAAUUGGUUACAUCUAAACUACAUGAAGAUGGAACUGGAAAAAGAUUAUUCAGUGUGGAAAACCAUAUUGGAAUGGUAUUGAAUGACAUUGAAAAUUUCUUUUAGAGAUAAAUUGAUAAAAUUAUUAUUUUUUUGUUUUAUUAUUGUAUUAUUAUUUUUUGUUGUAGGCUGUUGGCGGAUUGACUGCCGAUGCAAAUGCAAUUUUAGAUAUUGCGCGUGAAGAGGCAAGAUCAUAUCGUCGAAAUUAUAGUAUACCCAUUUCUUUGAAAUAUCUGAAUGAACGAGUUUCUAUGUACAUACAUGCUCAUACAUUGUAUAGUGCAAUUAGGCCGUUUGGUUGUGCUGUUAUAAUUGGUGCUUAUGAUUCUAAUGAUGGCCCUCAAAUGUAUAUGAUUGAUCCAUCCGGAGUCUCGUAUGUAAGUUUUUUUUUAAAUAUAUAACAUAUUUUAACAAAAUUAUUAGAAAUAUUACAUCUGUGUUUAUGUCAAAUAUGAUAACAAGUUUAUAUAAUAUUAUAACCUAGUCAGAAUAAAAAACAUUUUUGUAAUUUAAGGGGUAUUUUGGAUGUGCUAUUGGUAAAGCUAAACAGACUGCAAAAACUGAAAUAGAAAAGUUGAAUUUGAAGACAAUGACAUGUAAAGAUUUGAUUAAAGAAGCUGCUAAAAUGUAAAAAAAAAAAAAAAAAAACAUUAAAUAUUGUAUUUGCAUAUAUUAUUAUAUAUAUAUAUAUAUAUUUUGUUUCUAGAAUUUAUAUGGUUCAUGAUGAGUUAAAAGAUAAACAGUUUGAAUUAGAACUUAGUUGGGUUGGCAGUCAUACUGAUGGAAAAUAUGAAGAAGUUCCAAAAAGUAUAUAUGAAGACGCUUUAAAAUAUGCUAAAGCUUCCCUGGAUGAUGAUUCAGGUUCAGAUGGAGAAUAAUUUUAUUAAAAAUUUAAAAAAAAACUUGCAAAUAAAACAAAAUUUCUCAAAUAAGUGGUACCGACGCUUACAAAAUAAUAUUUUUCUUUAUUUAAUAAAACAAUUAUCAUUUUAUUAUUAUUAUUAUUUUGAUUUUAAUAUUUACC